Molecule: messenger RNA, 2291 nt
Organism: Hyla sarda
Lineage: Eukaryota; Metazoa; Chordata; Amphibia; Anura; Hylidae
Product: cathepsin S-like
Exons: 8
Coding region: 158-1165 (335 amino acids)
Biological process (GO): immune response
Cellular component (GO): lysosome
Molecular function (GO): cysteine-type endopeptidase activity
Source: RefSeq, a predicted model, not a curated record
ACAUAACGAAAGUGAAAAUCUUUUAUUCCCCUGGCCUUCCUGUUCCUUAUUGUCUCAGCAGAAGUUAUAUAAAGGUGCAGUAAGUCCCCGACAGCUUCUCCUUCUUCUAGUGACAGCAGGUGAAGACGGCGGCUCAUACCUUCUGACUGUAUUAAGGAUGAAGUCCUGGACGUGUGUUUUAUUGGCGACCUUUGCAGCUGCAUCCGUGAAUGCGUCCAUAGACCCUGCACUGGAUAACCACUGGAAAUUAUGGAAAUUCACAUAUAGCAAAAAAUACGAGCAUGAGAGAGAAGAUUCCAUGAGGAGAAUAAUAUGGGAAAAGAAUUUAAAGUUCGUCACAUUACAUAACCUGGAGCAUGAACUGGGGGUUCAUUCAUACUCUGUGGGCAUGAACCAUCUUGCAGAUAUGACCAGUGAGGAGGUAGAAGCCCAGCUAACUGGUUUAAUAUUACCUCCUCGUGACGAGAGGGAGAGCUAUCUGAGUAACACAAGAAACAUUACCAAAAACACUAACCUGCCGGACUCUAUAGAUUGGAGGGUAAAAGGAUGUGUCACAGAGGUCAAAAACCAGGGUUCCUGUGGAUCCUGCUGGGCAUUCAGUGCUGUCGGUGCCCUGGAGGGACAGAUGAAGUUGAAGACUGGAAAUCUGGUUUCCCUCAGUCCUCAGAAUCUUGUAGAUUGUUCAACUAAGUACGGAAAUAAAGGAUGUAACGGGGGUUUUAUGACCCAAGCUUUUCAAUAUGUUAUAGAUAACAAUGGCAUUGAUUCCGAUUCGUCAUACCCUUAUCACGCUACGGAUGGAAAAUGCAAAUAUAACCCAUCUACCAAAGCAGCUUCAUGUACAAAGUACACAGAGGUGGAACCAGGAACUGAAGAGAAUCUGAAGCAAGUCGUAGCCACUGUUGGUCCAGUAUCUGUGGCAAUUGAUGCCAGGCAUCCAGCAUUUUAUUUAUACAAAGAUGGUGUCUAUGAUGAUGCGUCGUGCACUCAAAAUGUCAACCAUGGAGUUCUUGCUGUGGGAUACGGAAACCUUAAUGGGAAAGACUACUGGCUUGUAAAAAACAGUUGGGGACAGAAUUAUGGACUUAAAGGCUACAUUCUUAUCGCAAGAAACAAGGGCAAUAUGUGCGGCAUUGCAAGUUAUGCAUCCUACCCUGAAAUGUGAACUGGCAUGGACUGCAAGAUGUAGCUGAAGAAGUGCAGAUGCUUUAAAGGGGUUCUCCGGUGCUUACACAUCUUUUCCCCUAUCCAAAGGAUAGGGGAUAAGAUGCCUGAUCUCGGGAGGCGACCACCGGGCCGGCGACGUGUGACGUCACGCCUCCGCCUCUCAAUGCAAGCCUAUGGGAGGGGGCGUGACAGCUAUCACGCCCCCUCCCGUAGGCUUGCAUUGAGGGGCGGAGCGUGACGUCACACGGGGGCGGAGGUGUGUCAUCAUACGCCGCCGGCCCGGUGGUCGCCUGUAAUCAGGAUGAACACGCUCUGGGGACUGAUGCCGCGUGCAUGAUCCCUGGGGUCCCCAGCGGUGGGACUCCCGCGAUCAAGCAUCUUAUCCCCUAACCUUUGGAUAGGUGAAAAGAUGUGUAAGCACCGGAGAACCCCUUUAAGAAGAGGAGGCACACUUCUUAAACCUUGGCCUAUAUGGAAGAUUUUUAGAUCUUAUACAAUUGCUGUUGAUUGUUCUGAUACAACUGAUCAUUUCAAACGUAACUAAGUGCAAUAUAUGUCCAUACUGCAUAUCCACUGACAUUUCAAGCCAUGCCCUGUUCUAUUUAGAAAGGGCCCUUUUCAAGCAAAUGGGAACAACCCCUUCCUCAUUGAAGACUGUUGCGUCACACUUUUGGUAGCUAUGAUACUGUAUAUUUCUGCUUCUAAUAACCUCAGGUCCUUUAUAAAACAAUUCCACCAAAUAUUCUAAUGCAACAGCUAAAUCUAAUCCUCUGCUGUGAAUGUAAACCUACUGAUCAAGGGGGAUUGUUCUUUAAUGUUUUUAUCUGAGAAGCAAUAAAUAAUGUUUAUACUUCUUUGUAUUGUAUCUCGUGCCGUAAAACAACUUGAUAUCAUUUAAUGGUCGUAUAAAAUACAAAAGUUAAGUAAAUGUUUAAAUAGUCUUUAUUAAAAAUGUUGUUUUGUAUAAACAGCUCCUAUGCAGCUCACUGGUUACAGAGUUUAUUUGUAGUCAGUAAACACAAAGACACAUAGGUCUUCAGAUGUAUACAUAAAACAAAAUAUAUAUUUUUCUUAAGACUAAUUUCAAAGUUGUUGUUUUUUUUUUUUUUUUUUUUAAAGAAAUG